CUCAAAAAGACUCCGUCAGCGCCACCACCUACACCUACACCCACACCAUAACUCUCUCACCAAGAGAGGGAGAGAGGGAGAGAGAGAGAGAGAGAGAGAGAGAGGCCUGAGUCGGCUCUGAAGUCUCAACUGCAAUGUCGAUUUGCUCGACUCUCAACUUCACCCCAUCGCCACCGCGGUGUCGGUCACUCCACCACCAACCCAAUUCAAAUCCAUUGUUCUCAUCUCCAUCAGUCUAUUUACCAAACAAAAACACCAAAUCAGUUUCUGUCGUCCUAAACCCACAGCAGCGCUCCCUGUUCAUAGCUUUCUCUACAGUUACCAACAGCGAAAUCAACACCGAAUUCUUAAUUGACGGCGGCAGCGGAGGAACCGGAGGCAGCAGCCGCGGCGGCGGCGGAGGAGGUGGAGGUGACAACAAUGGGAAUGAUGGGAAUGACGAUCGGGACAAGAAGAGGAACAAGGAGGAAGCUUUGAUGGCAUUAGCGGAGGCUGGGAGGAGUCUCGAGAGCUUGCCUAAGGAUUUCAGAGCUGCCAUACAAGACGGAAGAAUACCCGGUUCGAUAGUUCUGAGGUAUUUUGAUAUCGAAAAAUCUGGAUUCUUAUCAUGGCUUAUGAAGUUCGGAGGAUUCAAGGAGAGGUUGUUGGCUGAUGAUCUCUUUCUGGCUAAAGUUGGCAUCGAGUGUGGAGUCGGAUUAUUCACCAAGACUGCAGCAGAAUAUCAGCAGCGCAAGGAGAACUUUUUCAAUGAGCUCGAAGUUGUAUUUGCUGAUGUGGUGAUGGCUAUAAUAGCAGAUUUUAUGCUUGUUUACCUUCCUGCUCCUACCGUUUCUCUGCGCCCCUCUCUUGCACUCGAUGCCGGACGCAUUGCUAAGUUCUUUUACAGUUGUCCUGAUAAUGCAUUUCAGAUUGCUUUGCCUGGAACCUCAUUUUCAUUGUUACAGAGAAUAGGUGCUAUAAUGCGGAAUGGUGCCAAGCUGUUUGCCGUUGGCACUACUUCAUCUAUGGUUGGUACUGUCGUGACAAAUGCAUUGAUAAAUGCUCGUAAAGCUGUUGACCACUCUGCUGCAGAGGAGGUGGAGAACGUUCCUGUACUGUCAACAAGUGUUGCCUACGGUGUCUAUAUGGCAGUGUCGAGCAACCUUCGAUACCAGGUUUUGGCUGGUGUUAUUGAACAACGCCUUUUAGAACCCGUGCUCCAUCAACACAAGUUAUUCUUGAGUGCAAUUUGCUUUGCUGUGCGAACAGGCAACACGUUCUUGGGUUCAUUAUUGUGGGUCGACUAUGCUCGCUUUAUAGGGAUCCAAAAAGCUAAAGAACUUGAGUCGUAAGUCAAAAAUCAUGACUCCAUGCUCUUUCGUCCAGUUAGUAUAAAUCAGUUUGCUUAUCAUAACAUUAGUUUCCUGGACACCGCGUACAAGGUACUUAUGCAGCUUCGCUUGGUUAGGUUUUCUUGACAUUUAUAAAUGUAUGUAUUGCUUCUUUGUUGAAAUUGAUAAUGGCGAAACACUGUGUCCUUUUAUACAGUCAUCGAUAUCUUCUUCCAAUUCGAAAGACAAAUGCUAUCUUCUCAUUAAGAAACAAA
Messenger RNA from Sesamum indicum (sesame), 1585 nucleotides. RefSeq names its product protein RETICULATA-RELATED 4, chloroplastic. NCBI's taxonomy places the organism in Eukaryota, Viridiplantae, Streptophyta, Magnoliopsida, Lamiales, Pedaliaceae. The record is from RefSeq and is a predicted model, not a curated record.